Drosophila grimshawi is the source of this 504-nucleotide messenger RNA. RefSeq lists its product as uncharacterized. The coding region runs from base 13 to 504 and encodes 163 amino acids. Lineage: Eukaryota; Metazoa; Arthropoda; Insecta; Diptera; Drosophilidae. The transcript is spliced from 5 exons. The record is from RefSeq and is a predicted model, not a curated record.
UGCCUGCUAAAUAUGAGUUUCGCGCAAGGCAUCUUUCUGAAAUUCACAAACAUUACCUGUGAGAGCAAGGAUAUUAAUACUUCAUCGGUGGAGUACUGUUAUAUCAGGCAAAUGGACCAUCAAAAAAACUAUUUCAGUUUACGUUAUAAUUUGCUCAAACCUAUAACAAAUAAUGUUUCUUUCCAUUUUCAAUUAAUGAUCAGAAGCAAUGGCUGGAAGCCAUUUAUGUAUGGCAUUGACUUGGAAAUGUGCCGAUUUUGGAAAUCACGCUAUAAUGCAUUUGGUAAACUGCUUUUUACCCUUGUAGAUGGCCAUACCAAUUUGAAUCACACUUGCCCUUAUAUGAAUGAAAAGUAUUUGGCUAUUGAUAAGAUAUUGAAUACGGAUAUAUCGAAGAAAUUGCCAACAAUGCCCAUAGGAAAAGGACAUUACGCAGUUUAUUCAAGCUGGUCAUGGAAUAAUAUGAGUCACGUCGAGACGAAAAUUUAUCUAGAACUUAGUUAA